Hevea brasiliensis (rubber tree) is the source of this 1364-nucleotide messenger RNA. RefSeq lists its product as uncharacterized. Lineage: Eukaryota; Viridiplantae; Streptophyta; Magnoliopsida; Malpighiales; Euphorbiaceae. The record is from RefSeq and is a predicted model, not a curated record. Gene Ontology annotation, molecular function: misfolded protein binding; protein-folding chaperone binding. The coding region runs from base 60 to 938 and encodes 292 amino acids. Gene Ontology annotation, cellular component: endoplasmic reticulum. The transcript is spliced from 4 exons.
AGAAUUUUUUUCCCUUCAAUUUAACCGCUAGUUCAAUUGAAAUAACAUGUCCUAGCGAGAUGAGUAAUCCAGAUGCAAUACAUGGUUGUUAUGUCAAGAACAUGUAUGGAUUUACUUCCCCUCCAAUCCCGCACAGCCUUCCCUGUCUUCUUUACCCUUCCUCAAGAUCUCUUCUUUGCUUGCAAAACCAGGUGUGCCCAUCGAUGCCUAGUUGUAGAUAUAACUAUGGAGGUGAUUUUUACCAUAUUUUGUUUGCUCCUCAAGCAUUCACUCCAAUAUUCGGCAAUUUCUGGAAUAGCAGGAGAAAUAGUCUCUUUCUUUUGAGAGCGAGUCGCAGAGAGUCUCCUUAUGAAGUUCUAGGUGUGUCGCCUUCUGCAUCUCCUGAUGAAAUCAAAAGGGCUUAUAGGAAACUUGCCUUGAAGUAUCAUCCUGAUGUUAAUAAGGAGAAAAAUGCUCAGGAUAAAUUUAUGAGGAUUAAGCAUGCAUACAAUACAUUGCUGAACUCUGAAUCUUGGAGGAAGUAUGAUGCUGGAAAUUCAUCUGGUUUUUCAUACUCUGGCACCGAAAGAAGUCAAAGCUGGAAUGCCCAAAAUGAAGAAGAGUUCUAUGGAUUUGGGGACUUAUUUAGAGAUCUCCAAGAAGAAUUUCAGAAUUGGGAAGCCAGUACUUCAUCACAAGGGAAACCAAAGAGCCUAUGGGAGGAAUUAGCGGAAAUUGGAGAAGAAUUUGUGGAAUUUCUAGAGAAGGAGCUUAACAUAACAGAUACAGAGUUUGAAGCAAAUGAUUAUGGACCUCAAAAGGACAGUUCAUUUUCUGCUUCUGAGACGGAGAGAAAAGGAGGUGUUCAAAAUGAAGGUAGCAAGGGUAGCGGCAUUAAAGAUAAUAUUGAUGAAAUUGAAGCUACUCUUGCAAAGCUUAAGAAGGAAUUGGGAUUGUAGCAAGGAAAUGCGGCCCAGCAUUGAUCUCAUAAUGGAAUUUGGAAGUUAGAGGAAAGGGCAAAGCAUUAGCAUACCAUCGUAAAAAACAUAAUCAGAAAUAGUUGAUUGGAGUUGAUACCAAAAAAAAAUCUCAUCGGUUGACCAUCUUGGUACAGUUCUGGAAGCAGGCAACCUCAUCGCUGUGUGAGGUGCUAAAAAUGUUCAUGUCAUCGUGUUAAGUUUUGGGAGGAGUGGUGUUCAUAUUUUUCCAAUAUUUGGUCACGUAAGUCCUGAGAUUGUUGAACUGAAGAUGUGAUUCAAAGGUAGGGCUGCAGGUAUUCCUGAAUUUGAUGUACGAACGUUUUACUUUCAAACAAGAGCAGUGAACACGAGUUACGCAUGUUGCAAAUCCUUGAGAGUCGUCAUUAAUUUUAUUUUUCUUUUUUA